UUGGUUGCCUGACAUGAAAACAUGUUGGUUACGAUCUCUCGCACGCGGCUCCUGGGUUUUGCCGAGUCGCUGCACUCACGUUUCACCCCCAGCUUGCACUCUACCCGGGGGUACAGCAACAAGAGACAGGACAGCAAUGAGAGCAAUAACGAGGGUAGUGAGAAAAAGAAAACGAAUUUAUUACUCAGCCUUCCCAAAACCAAACUGACCUUAACGCUUCGCGACGGAGCCGCUGCUAAGAGAGAAAAGGUUAUUCAAGAAAAAACUGGUUUUUCCAAACUUUAUGAAUGGCAAAGAAACCAGGAACAACGACCAGAGUUUGUUUUACAUGAUGGACCUCCAUAUGCCAAUGGAUUACUACAUGUUGGGCAUGCUGUCAACAAGAUUUUAAAAGAUAUUGUGAACCGCCACAAACUGCUAGAAGGGUACAGAAUUGGAUAUCGCCCAGGUUGGGACUGCCAUGGAUUGCCCAUUGAACUGAAAGCCAUCAAGCAGAAAGACAAUGCAGUGAAUGAUCUUCGUCCAUUGACCAUCAGAGAUCGAGCUCGAAAGUUUGCAAAAGGAGCCAUCAAGCAACAAAAGGCCACAUUCAAAAGGUGGGGUAUUUUAGGGGACUGGAACACACCUUAUUUGACCAUGGACCCAAAAUAUUCCAGCUGUCAGCUCAAUGUUUUUUACAGUCUCUAUAAGAAGGGUUUAAUUUACCAAGAUUUUAUGCCAGUAUACUGGUCUCCAUCAUCAAGGACAGCACUUGCCGAGUCUGAGCUUAUUUAUAACACCAAACAUGUCAGCCAGUCACUAUGGCUGACAUUUGAUGCUCUAACGAUUCCAGAGGGUUUAGUACAACUGAGUGAAGGCAAAAUACUGAAAAAACCUGUUAAAUUAUUUGUUUGGACCACCACACCAUGGACGAUUCCAGCCAACCAAGCAAUUUGUUUUGGCGCUGACAUUAAGUACUGCUGUGUGGAAACUGCAGACACCAUGUACAUAUGUUGCGAGGAAUUUGUCCCAACUCUUAAAGACAUACUGGCGUCGCCCACUGAGGUAACACUGACAUUUGAAGGUUCGAAGCUGUUGUCGAUGACAUACUGCCACCCACUCAACAACGAAGAACUGCCAGUAUACUCAGCCAGUCAUGUGACAUCAACAAAGGGAACCGGCCUCGUCCAUACAGCCCCAGCCCAUGGACAUGAGGACUUCCAUCUUGCUAUUGACCAUGGACUAUCUGUUAAAUCAUUAAUCAGGGAAGAUGGCAGCUAUUCACCAGAAGCAGGCCCUCAACUUGCUAACAAGGUCGUAGGGAAAGAUGCCAAUGAAACUGUUUUGGAAUUACUGGGAGAUCAUGUGAUUAAAGUGGAGGACUUCGCUCACAGUUACCCUUACGAUUGGCGCACCAACCAGCCUGUGAUCAUACGAGCUAGUCUUCAAUGGUUUGUGGACACCAGCUCUGUGAAGGAGACUGCAAUUAAAUGUCUCGAUUCUGUCAACAUCUACCCCAAGUCAUCACAGAACAGUAUGCUGUCCCAGCUAGAAUCCAGGACUUACUGGUGCAUCUCUCGUCAGAGGUCUUGGGGGCUGCCCAUUCCUGUCUUUUAUUGUCGUUCUACUGGAAAACCCUUCAUUACAGUAGACAGUGUGAACCACAUCUCUAAGUUAUUCCUUGAACAUGGCACUGACGUUUGGUGGAAGAUGUCUACAGAGGAACUGUUACCUGAGUCUGUUCUACAGAAGAGUGGUAUAAAGAAUUCUUCUGGUUUUGUGAAAGGGGAAGAUAUUUUGGACAUAUGGUUCGAUAGUGGUGUCUCUUGGGCCUGCAUCUUACAAGAUUCUAAUGAAGAAGCUGAUGUCUAUUUGGAGGGACUUGACCAGUUUGGGGGCUGGUUUUUGUCCUCUCUUCUCACCAGUGUGGCCCUCAAUGAAAAACCUCCUUUCAAGUCUCUUGUGGUUCAUGGGUUCACAGUUGAUGCGGAGGGCAAGAAAAUGUCCAAAUCUGUCGGAAAUGUCAUAGAUCCAAUGGAUAUUGUGGAUGGAUCCAAGGCCAGUGGUAUUCCAUCCUAUGGAGCUGAUGUCCUGCGAUGGUGGGUGGCCAGUUCGGGACUACAGAGUAACAUUCCCAUCGGAAGUUCAAUCCUCAGCAGGUGUAACGAGGAAGUAUUUCGGUUACGUAAGACUUGCCGGUUCCUGUUGGGUAAUCUGUGGGAUUUCACACCUGAGAAACACAGCGUCUCCUACAACCAGCUGCUUGCACAGGACAGCUAUAUGUUGCACCUGCUGCAUGACUUUGCACUCAAGGUGAUCCAACUUUAUGCUGACCAUCGUUACAAUAAGGUCACUUCUAUUGUUGACCGCUUCAUCAGUGCCGAUGUAUCCAGUUUCUACAGCUCCGUUAUCAAAGACAGGUGCUACUGUGACAGUAGAGACAGCCGAGAGAGAAGGUCCUGCCAGACAGUCCAGUACCAUGUAUUAGAUGUUCUGAUUAGGCUUUUGGCACCAAUUCUGCCACACUUUGCUGAGGAAGUCUUCCAAUAUUUACCAAAACUACAACACCAACAAGAUUGUAACAGUCUGUUCAAGACUACAGGCCACAACAUCAACCCAGAAUGGGAAGAUUUAGCAGGUUACCACAGUUUUCAACCAAGUCUGCAGAUCAAGGCCCGGUUCAACGAAAUGAUUGGUCCAGAGACCCCUUCCUCCUUUGACGUCAUCAUCUGGGCUUCUGGUGACCUUUACGAUAACCUUAAGGUGUUACAGCCCACCAAUGUAUCGACUAAUUCUACCCUUGUGGAGGUCUUGCAAGCGUCACAAGUUUCCCUUAGCAACCAGAGACUGGAUUCUGCCAUGGACGACGUUGAAUUGGUAACUGCCUCUUGCUCGUUAUAUAAACCAGACACGGAUGCAACCGAGAAGCAUGACUAUGUGAUGGGAGUGUUGCCUUGCCAACUCUACAUGUGCACCAGAUGUCGCAGAUCUGUGGCUAAAUCGUCGGCCCUAAAGUUCUGUUCUCGAUGUGCAGAUGUCAUAGCUGAAGACUACCAAUGAGUGUAGCUCUCUGAACUCACACUCACAAUUCUCUCGAGCUCUUUCUGUCUCUCUCUCUCACUGAAGUGAUCUCAAAGGAGAGUGAGAUCACUCGAUCCAUGAGUGAAGCUGCUUGUCUGUCUGUCUGUCUCUCUCUCUCAAGGAAAAAAUGCAGACUUCCUAUCAGCGAGUGUAGCUUUUUCUUUUCUUUCCUUCAAAACUGAAACCUUCAUUAAGUGCAACAGUCUCUAUUAAGAGCUCCCCUUCCUCAAGGAAUACUGCGAGAGACAACUGUAUCAAAAUAUCCCUCAAUCUACUGUCUGUCUGUUUGUCUAUCUUUCUUUUUCCCUUUCUUUCUUUCUCCUUUUGUUUGUUUGUUUCUUUCUAUCUGUCUGUCGCUCUCUCUCUUUUUCUUUCUUUCUCUCCUCAUUUCUCCUUUUCUUCUUUUCUCCUUUUGUUUCUUUCUGUCUGUCUAUCUAUCUUUCUUUUUCCCUUUCUUUCUCUCUUUCUCCUUGUGUUUGUGUGUUUGUUUCUUUGUUUCUGUCUGCUGUAUCUCUCUCUCUAUCUUUCUUUUUUCCUUUCUCCUUUUGUUUGUUUCUUUGUUUGUUUGUUUCUUUCUGUUGCUCUCUUUCCCUCCUUAUUUCUCCUUUUCUUUCUUUCUUCUUUUGUUUGUUUGUUUGUUUGUUUCUUUCUUUCUGUCUGUCUCUCUGUUACACACACACACUCUCUCUCUCUCUCUCUUUCUUUCUGUCUGUCUAUUUCUCUCUCUCUCUCUCUUUCUAUCUCUCCUUUUGUUUCUUCUUGUCUGUCUCUGUUUUUCUCUCUCUCUCUACUUACAUUAAAAUCUGAAAGCUACCCUUUUCCGUAAGUGCAGCUCCCUCUUAUAAAAUUUCAGUACUACACUAAUGAGUGAUGCUCAGAUAUCAAGGAGUGCAGCUGUAAAGCUCCACUCAAAUGUCAGCAGCAGACGACACAUUGAGGGAAGGAGCCAUCUUGUCACUCUCUCUAUUCAAGGACAGAGGACUCAAACCAAACCUUCAGUGGGAGUGCAGUUGUAUAGCUUCACUCAAGUGACAACUACAGACUAUCUGUGAGUGCAACUGUCAAUCCACACUUGAAUAACAACUGUAAACUCAAAGAGUGCAGCUGUAUAUCUCAAAUCAAAUGACAACAGAGACUACUAGUGAGUGUAGCUGUUCAUCUCUACUCAAAUGAUAACAGAAGACCCAGUGAGUGCAACUGUAAGUCUCCACUCAAGUGACAACAACAGUGUCAGUGAGUGCAGCUGUCAGUCUCCACUCAAGUGACAGCAGUAGACUGUCUGAGUGAAUCUGUAAGUUUGCACUCAAGUGACAACAGUCGACUUGAGUGUAAUUGUACGUCUCCACGCAAGUGACAGCAAUAGACUCAGUGAGUGCAACUAUCAGUCUGCACUCAAAUGAGAACAGCAGACCGUCAGUGAGUGGAACUUUCAGUCUCCACUCAAGUGACAACAACAGACCCAGUGAGUGCAACUAUAUCUAAUGAAGACAUUAUUGUGAAACCAUUAAGAAAAUAAUUGUUUAAAUUUGUAAAAGUCAUCUUUUGAUGAUUUUAAAAUCUGUGAUUCAAAGGAAAUUGAAUUGUUUUUUGUGUUUGUUUGUUUUUGAUAUUAAAUUGUUUUGAUUA
Messenger RNA from Octopus bimaculoides (California two-spot octopus), 4686 nucleotides. Its product is annotated as isoleucine--tRNA ligase, mitochondrial. Gene Ontology annotation, biological process: isoleucyl-tRNA aminoacylation; mitochondrial translation. NCBI's taxonomy places the organism in Eukaryota, Metazoa, Mollusca, Cephalopoda, Octopoda, Octopodidae. Gene Ontology annotation, cellular component: mitochondrion. The record is from RefSeq and is a predicted model, not a curated record. Gene Ontology annotation, molecular function: aminoacyl-tRNA deacylase activity; isoleucine-tRNA ligase activity; tRNA binding.